Messenger RNA from Penicillium paradoxum, 561 nucleotides. Its product is annotated as GNAT family N-acetyltransferase. The record is from RefSeq and is a predicted model, not a curated record. Bases 1 to 561 code for a protein of 186 amino acids. Lineage: Eukaryota; Fungi; Ascomycota; Eurotiomycetes; Eurotiales; Aspergillaceae. The transcript has a single exon. Gene Ontology annotation, molecular function: acyltransferase activity, transferring groups other than amino-acyl groups.
AUGUCCUCUGCCCCACCAACCAGUGGACUGCCACCAAAAACGUGGACACGAGACAACAGUGAAUUUUUCAUCUCAACUGAGCCAAAGUUACUCUCUGUCAAAGCAGUCAAUGACGCAUUCAAUAGCGACUUUGUUUACUGGAUCAAGGAACCCUUUCCAGAGGAUGUUCUAUGGCAGAUGCUCCACGGCUCCUUGAGCUUCGGCGUGUACAGGUGGACCCAACCCGCAGAGGCUGCGAACGGAUCUACCACUCCGUCCACCGAGAAUACUGAGCAGAUUGGUCUUGUUCGUGUGGUCACAGAUGGUUGCUCAUUUGCGUAUUUGUCGGAUACCUAUGUGCUACCAGAAUACCAAGGCCAUGGACUUGGAAAGUGGCUUGUGGCUUGUAUUGCGGAGACCUUUUCGAAAAAGAACAUGCCGUAUCUACGUCGCAUUAUGCUGCUUACCGACGACGAGCGUACACAAAAGUUCUACGCGGAUGUGUUUGGUGUGGAGGUUGUUGGGCGCGAGGAGCGAAAAGACAUGGGAAGGGAUUUGGUAUUCAUGUGUGCGAGACCUUAA